This is a messenger RNA of Chilo suppressalis (striped riceborer), 525 nucleotides long. Lineage: Eukaryota; Metazoa; Arthropoda; Insecta; Lepidoptera; Crambidae. The record is from the annotation of a GenBank genome assembly.
AUGCCUAAGACUGGAAAUUUGAACAUACCCAUUCAGGCACAGACUCGACUAAAAACUCAGAUAAGUUCAGAUAUCGAUACGACACCUACAUCGGAAACAAAGAAUGUUACGGUUAGACAAAAACGACAUGCAUCAGGUACAGUAUCUGAAGCUUCUGAAGUAUUGCACACUGACAAUUACUUAACUGAGGAAAACCUACGUGACAUUUUAGCAGACACUAUUGCGACUAAGGUAACAGCUCAAUUAAAGUCUCUAGAAGAACAAUUUAAUGGAAUGCGCGACGCCGUGACUUUCUUCCAUCAAAAGUACGAAUCUUCAAUCAAAACAAUGCUUGAAGAAAAAAGUAAAGUUGUUCAUGCUCUCGAGUGCGACAAUGUAAAGCUGAAAUCUACUGUCACGGAUCUUUCGAUAAGAUUAAAUUUACUAGAACAAAAUAUGAGAGAAAGCAAUAUCGAAAUUAAUGGAAUCCCGGACCACAAGGCAGAAAAUCUUACAAACACAUUUCGCAGAUCACUAAAGUUGUAG